UAAUACGUCUGUAUACCUUGACUGUCAGUUGUCAAAAAAAAAAAUUCGAUCCAAUAUUGAGAAAAUAAUAAAAUUUUAAAAUGAGUGUGGCUGGAAAAAAUAUUUCGAUACGGGAUGUUUCAGGAAUGGUUAAACUUCUUAGAGAAUUUCUGUUGGGAAGAAAAUACACAAAUGCGUUACGUUUUCCACCAUUUGUAGCUACCAGAUCACCACCAUUACCUGAAAUUCCAGACGGACCUUCACAUAAAUUAUCCGAUAAUUAUUAUUUUACAAGAGAUGGAAGGCGAGAAAUUAAACCACCAGGAGUUAUUUAUUCACAAAAUUUAUUAGGAUCUGGUGAAUCGAGUGUGGCUGCAAAAUUACCGAGACCAGGUAAAGUUCAUAUUUGGGAUUAGAUUUUUGGAAAUAAAUUUUAUGUAGUGGAAAAAUUUGUAAAUAAAUAGUUAUUAAAAUACA
Molecule: messenger RNA, 456 nt
Organism: Chrysoperla carnea
Lineage: Eukaryota; Metazoa; Arthropoda; Insecta; Neuroptera; Chrysopidae
Product: NADH dehydrogenase [ubiquinone] 1 alpha subcomplex subunit 7-like
Exons: 3
Coding region: 81-395 (104 amino acids)
Biological process (GO): mitochondrial electron transport, NADH to ubiquinone; ATP synthesis coupled electron transport
Cellular component (GO): mitochondrial inner membrane
Source: RefSeq, a predicted model, not a curated record